Microthlaspi erraticum is the source of this 210-nucleotide messenger RNA. The record is from the annotation of a GenBank genome assembly. Lineage: Eukaryota; Viridiplantae; Streptophyta; Magnoliopsida; Brassicales; Brassicaceae.
AUGGGAACACCUUGUGACGACCUCGAAAUGCCGAUGAGUCGGUGGCAUAUGCUCAUUUUGCUGAUUGUGUUGAGCUGCAACCUCAGGUUGAAAGUGAGGAAAAACAAUUGGGACACGGAGACUUACCAGUUUGAUGAAGUGCUUACCGAAGUUGCUUCCGAGAAGCGAGUCUACCAAGUGGUUGUCAAGCCUAUUGUAGAGUGUUCUUGA